CUUGACUCAGUGAGAGGAGGAGAGUCAGAGAGAGACGGAGGAGAGCAGGCAGUCUGUCCGACAAUCAGCGCAUCUCGGCGGCGGAAGGUCCUCCGUGAACCCGAGCCUCCAGUCCGGAGCGCUUCCAUAUGGACUCACCAUGCGCAGGAUACGGGCCAACGCCAUCGCCAUUCUCACCGUCGCGUGGAUCCUGGGCACGUUCUAUUACCUGUGGCAGGACAACAAGCCGCAGUCGUCGCCGUCGUCCGUGACGCGCGGCAGGGGCCAUGGGGGGCCGAGGGGGGGGGUCCCCGGCCGGCUGGAGAUGCACCGGGACGACAGGACCAUCCCGCUCAUAGUGACCCAGCCCCCGCGGACAGAGCAGAGUCAGCUGUUGGGGGGCUUCGAUGAGAAGGCUUACCUGUCAGCAAAGCAGCUGAAGCCGGGGGAAGACCCGUACCGAGAGCACGCCUUCAACCUGCAGGAGAGCGACCGGCUGGGCAGCGAGCGGUCCAUCAGAGACACCCGACACUACAGGUGUGCGUCUCUGAAAUAUGACUCAGACCUUCCCUCCACGAGCAUCAUCAUCACUUUCCACAAUGAGGCUCGCUCCACUCUCCUGCGCACCAUCAAGAGUGUCCUGAUCCGAAGUCCUUAUUCUCUGAUUCAAGAAAUCAUCCUGAUAGACGACUUCAGCGAUGACCCUGAGGACUGCCAGCUGCUCGCUCAGAUCCCCAAAGUGCGCUGCCUGAAGAACGAACGGCGAGAGGGUCUGAUCCGAUCCCGUGUGAAAGGAGCCAACUCGGCCACAGCCUUAAUCUUGACCUUCCUGGACAGCCACUGCGAGGUCAACACUGAUUGGCUGCAGCCGAUGAUCCAGAGAGUGAAGGAG
Molecule: messenger RNA, 871 nt
Organism: Gymnodraco acuticeps
Lineage: Eukaryota; Metazoa; Chordata; Actinopteri; Perciformes; Bathydraconidae
Gene: galnt16
Product: UDP-N-acetyl-alpha-D-galactosamine:polypeptide N-acetylgalactosaminyltransferase 16
Cellular component (GO): Golgi apparatus
Source: RefSeq, a predicted model, not a curated record